Molecule: messenger RNA, 2697 nt
Organism: Momordica charantia (bitter melon)
Lineage: Eukaryota; Viridiplantae; Streptophyta; Magnoliopsida; Cucurbitales; Cucurbitaceae
Product: LOW protein: PPR containing-like protein
Biological process (GO): RNA modification
Molecular function (GO): zinc ion binding; RNA binding; protein binding
Source: RefSeq, a predicted model, not a curated record
GAUUUCAUCACAAUGUACUUCAAUUACGAAUAGCCCGAAGUGACAAAGGAGCUCCAUUGAGCGAUCAAUGUAAAAGACGUUGUUUUGAAUGCAUGGUUACUUCUAAGUAAGAACUUCGUUGCGCAGUGCAACACCCAUCUGACGCCAUAAUGGCCGCAAAUCUUCAUCCAUGUCCUCCAGUCUCCGCCACGCCGAACUGCAUCAUACCCACCUCUCCGAACCACUCAAAGCAUACCCCUUCCCACCAUUUUCGAGGUGGGUUGUUCAGAAAUUGCAAAACCAUGGAUGAGCUUCGACAAUUGCACUGUUAUGUCUCGAAGCAGGGCGUCAUUCGUAAACAAUCGGCUGUAACUAAGCUGAUUUCCGCCUGCGUGGAAAUGGGUACUUGGGAAAGCAUGGAUUAUGCUCGAAAGGCAUUCAAUAUCUUCGAGGAAGAUGGCGAAGAGAAUGUUACUCUUUUCAUGUACAAUUCGUUGAUCAGAGGAUGCUCUGCUGCAGGGCUUUGCGAUGAAGCUGUUUCACUGUACAUUCAGAUGAAAGGGGCUGGCUUUUUGCCAGACAAUUUCACGUUUCCAUUUGUGUUGAGUGCGUGCGCUAAAGCUGCUGCGUUUUUACAAGGGGUUCAGCUCCAUGGAGCUCUAAUGAAGAUUGGUUUGGAGGGAGAUAUGUUUGUUGCUAAUUCUCUGAUACAUCUGUAUGGGGAAGCAGGAGAAGUUUCAUUCGCACGGAAGGUGUUUGAUGGAAUGCUCGAGAGAAAUGUUGUUUCAUGGACUAGCUUGAUUUGUGGUUAUGGUAGGACAGAUUCUUCCAGAGAGGCCGUGGCUUUGUUUUUCCAAAUGAUCGAGGCAGGUGUUGGACCCAAUUCUGUCACAAUGGUGUGUGUGAUAUCGGCUUGUGCCAAGUUAAAAGAUGUUGAACUGGCCAAGAGGAUACAUGCUUAUAUUGAAGAGUCAGAAAUGGAGCUUAAUACUCAAAUGGUGAACGCACUUGUGGAUAUGUACAUGAAAUAUGGAGAAAUUGGUGCCGCCAAACGACUAUACAAUGGAUGUGUUGAUAAGAAUUUGGUUUUAUGUAACACAAUCAUGUCAAAUUUUGCACGCCAUGGUAUGCCGAAUGAGGUACUUGCUAUCCUGGUAGGUAUGUUCCGAGAAGAUCUUCGACCAGAUAGAGUUUCGUUGCUUUCGACGAUCUCAGCAUGUGGGCAGAUGGGUGACUAUCUACUUGGGAAGUGCUGCCACAAUUAUGCUCUAAGACAUGGGUAUGAAGCUUGGGAUAACAUUUGCAAUGCAAUGAUUGAUAUGUAUAUGAAGUUUGGAAAACAAGAGCUAGCAUGUAGAGUUUUUGAUGGUAUGUCUAAUAAGACUAUCAUUUCAUGGAACUCGUUACUCGCGGGUUAUAUAAAAAACAGAGAUGUAGGGUCGGCUCGGGAGAUAUUCAAUGAGAUGCCUGGAAAGGAUAUUGUGUCUUGGAACACAAUGGUAAAUGCUUUGGUUCAAGAGAGCAUGUUUAAAGAAGCAAUUGAACUUUUUAGAGAGAUGCAGACAAAGGAAAUGGAAGCCGAUAGAGUGACAAUGGUAGAAGUUGCAUCUGCGUGUGGAUAUCUCGGGGCUCUCGAUCUUGCCAAGUGGAUAUAUGCCUACAUUGUAAAGAAUAACAUCUACUGUGAUAUGUUGCUUGAGACAGCAUUAGUUGAUAUGUUUGCUAGGUGUGGCGAUUCUCGUAGUGCAAUGGAAGUGUUCGACAAUAUGAAUAUAAAAGACGUCUAUGCGUGGACAGCAGCCAUUGGAGCAAUGACUGUGGAUGGGAAUGGAGAACGAGCUAUAGAACUUUACAAUGAGAUGCUAAGGCAGGGGAUAAAACCAGAUCAAGUAGUAUUUGUAAACAUAUUGACAGCUUGUAGCCAUGGUGGUUUUGUUGAACAAGGGCAGUACAUAUUUGAGUCAAUGAAGCAACAUGGAAUCUCUCCACAAAUUGUUCAUUAUGGUUGCAUGGUUGAUCUAUUAGGCCGUAAAGGUAAGUUAGAAGAAGCUCUAGAUAUUAUAAAGAGCAUGCCAAUGAAACCCAAUGGGAUCAUAUGGGGAUCUCUAUUGGCUGCAUGCCGUACCCAUAAAAAUCUCGAUAUGGCAACGUUUGCAGCUGAAAGGUUAGCAGAAGUGGCUCCAGAAAGGACUGGGAUUCAUGUGCUUCUAUCAAACAUAUAUGCUUCAGCUGGAAAGUGGGCCGAUGUUGCGAAUGUGAGGCUACAGCUGAGGGACAAAGGGGUUCAGAAAACGCCUGGUUCAAGCUUGAUAGAAGUUGAUGGAGUUAUCCAUGAGUUCACCUCAGGCGACAGAUCACACCCAGAAAACUAUGACAUUGACAUGAUGCUAGAAGAAGUUACCUGCAGGCUUGGUGAUGCUGGCUAUGUUCCUGAUCUAACCAAUGUUCUGCUUGAUGUAAAUGAGCAAGAGAAACAAUAUUUGCUCAACCGACAUAGCGAGAAGCUAGCCAUGGCUUACGGGCUUAUAAGUACAGAAAAACAUGUGAGGAUUCGUGUUAUGAAGAAUCUCCGAAUGUGCUCAGACUGUCAUGCAUUUGCCAAAUACAUUUCAGAAGUGUAUGGUAGGGAAAUAACAGUACGAGAUAAUAAUAGAUUUCACUUCUUUCGACAUGGGUCUUGUUCAUGUGGUGAUUAUUGGUAACAUAAUUCUCGGAUAG